CUUCUACUGCGCCAAAGCCAAGGUCAACAUCUGGCGCAGCCGCACACAUGCUCUUUUAGGCGAGUCUUCCGCCGUCGCUGUUCGGCGCGGGGCGGUACUGAAAUCACACCGCUGGCUUCUCCUCCUCCUCUCCAUGUCUCCCCCCUCCUCUUCUUGCUCCUCCACCUCCCUCCCUCCCGCCACAGCGCCGCCGACACUUGCAGCCAUUUUACGCAGGACGAAUCCAAUCAUGUCGUGAGAGACGCUCGCCGCUCACCUGCGCCAAAAACCGCCGCCGCCAACCGGCGGUCGCACACGGGCGGGCAAGCAGGGAGGUCCGGCCAACAUGGUGAAGAGGAAGAGCUUGGAUGACAACGAGCCCGAGUGCGGGAAAGGAAUACCGUUCCCCAUCCAGACCUUCCUGUGGCGGCAGACCAGUGCAUUUUUGCGCCCUAAGCUGGGAAAGCAAUAUGAAGCAUCUUGCGUGUCCUUUGAGCGAGUGCUGGUGGAGAAUAAGCUCCACGGCUUGUCACCGGCCCUGUCGGAAGCCAUCCAGAGCAUCUCUCGCUGGGAGCUGGUCCAGGCCGCCUUGCCUCAUGUUCUCCACUGCACCUCAAUUUUGCUGUCCAACAGGAACAAACUGGGUCAUCAGGACAAGCUGGGCGUGGCGGAGACCAAACUGCUCCACACGCUGCACUGGAUGCUGCUGGAUGCCGCCCACGAGUGCAACCAUGAGCCCAGCUUGGGCCACGGCUGGUCGGCCGGCAGCGGGGGUGGCGCCGCCUUCCUUCAGCCUGUGGGGAACCAGGGCUCUUCUCCGGGUGCGCCCGGCUCUUGCGCCAGCUCCGCCUUAGGGGGCUCGGGCCCGCAGAACAGCGGCUCCCUGCUGGAGGAAGAUGAGCACGCUCGCACCAAGCUGUUCUACAAGAGCAUGGCCACCGUGGAGCUGUUUGUGUUCCUCUUCGCUCCCCUCAUUCACCGGAUCAAGGAGUCAGACUUGACUUUCCGUUUGGCCAGCGGUCUAAUUAUCUGGCAACCCAUGUGGGAGCACCGCCAGCCUGACAUCCCCGCCUUCACCGCCCUCAUCAAACCGGUCCGGAACAUUGUAACGGCAAAGAGGAACUCCCCAGUGAUCAACCAGUGCAGCCCCUGUGGGACCGGAAACCCUGGUCCAUUGGGCUUUCAGGUGGUUUGUGAGGCCGGCCAGUCCGAUUCCUCUUCCUCCCCGGCUGCGGGAGAGCACCGCUGUCGCCGUGGUAACUCGGUAGAGAAAGGCGGACCUUCUCAGCAACCCCCAUCCGUCAAAGGCCCAUCCAAAAAAAAGACAUCAGCUCCUGCCGGUGUGCCAGUGUCCCUGUCUCAGCGUGCCCGCUACGCCACCUACUUUGAUGUUGCCGUGCUGCGUUGCCUUCUGCAGCCUCACUGGACAGAGGAGGGGGUGCACUGGGCCUUGAUGUACUACCUCCAACGCCUGAGACAGAUUCUGGAGGAGAGGCCGGAACGAGCCCCGGAACCUCUGGUCGCUCCUCUGCCGCGCCCGCGCAGCAGUUCCAUGGUGGCCGCCACCCCCUCACUGGUCAACACCCAUAAAACCCAGGACAUGAGCCUGAAAUGCAAUGAGGAGGGCAAAUCUCUGAGCACCGAGACAUUCACAAAGGUUUCCCUUACCAACCUGCGUCGCCAAGCUGUCCCUGAUCUUUCGUCUGAUCUUGGCAUGAACAUCUUCAAGAAGUUUAAGAACCGGCGUGAGGAUCGGGAGAGAAAGGGCUCCAUUCCCUUCCAUCACACAGGCAAGAAACGCCAGCGUCGUAUGGGUGUCCCCUUCCUGCUCCAUGAGGACCACCUGGAUGUCUCCCCCACCCGCAGCGCAUUCUCCUUCGGGAGCUUCUCCGGCCUGGGUGAUGAUCGGCGUGCUCUGGACCGUGGGGGGUGGCAGGCUACAAUCAUGGGUAAAUUCACGCGUCGGGGAAGUACGGACACAGCCGCAGAUGCAGACAGUCUGAGCGCCAAGCACUCGCACUCCCACCACUCGUUGCUCCGAGACAUGCCCGACCACUCCAACAGCCACAGCGACAACACCGUCAAAGAGGGUAAUAAAGUUCGAUCCCAGAUCUCCACCAUCACCAUGGCUGCAUUCAACACCACCGUGGCGUCUUUUAAUGUAGGCUAUGCCGACUUCUUCACCGAGCAUAUGAAAAGGCUUUGCAACCCCGUGGUGGUCCCUGAGAUGCCCGUGGAGCCUCUGGCCUGCGCCAACCUUCCUCGCAGCCUGACCGACUCCUGUAUCAACUACUCCUGCCAAGAGGAAGGCGAGAACAUUGAGGGCACCAAUAACUUUGUGCUGAAGAACGGCAUGUUGGACCUCACGGCUGUGCUUCGCGCCCUCUACGCCGUCCUCAGCCACGACAUCAGCUCCAGAAUCUGCGAUGUGGCUCUCAACAUCAUCGACUGCCUGCUGCAGCUUGGCAUGGUGCCUGGGAUGGGCAAAAAGUUGUCCAAGGCCGACAACAAGGAGAACGAGGAGACGCGAGUCAAGGACGCCGUGGGACAGGGCCUCGGAGGAGGAGGCGGGGGAGAUGGAGGUGGCGGUGGCAGUGGAGGGGGUGGGGGUGGAGGGGGCAGUGGUGGAGGAAGCGGGCAAGGGAGCAAGGAUGAUGUGAAGAAUAACAAGGACAAUGACAAAAAGGAAGAGGGCUCCUGCCUCAGCACCCACAGGCUGGCCCUCACCAUGCUCAUCAAGAUAGUCAAGUCUCUGGGCUGCGCUUACGGAUGUGGCGAGGGACACCGCGGCCUAUCAGGAGAUCGUCUCAGGAUGCAGGCUCAAAACUGCCUGACCAGCCUCUACAAGCUGGACAAGCUGCAGUUUCGCCAGACCAUGCGUGACUACGUCAACAAAGACUCCCUGAAUAACAUUGUGGACUUUCUUCACGCUCUACUGGGCUUCUGUAUGGAGCCCAUCACCGACAAGUACGGCAGUGCAGGUGAGAGGUCCAGGAGGGUGAAAAAACGAAACAUCGACAAGGCGGGCUUCGGCAACAAUUUCACCACGGGGGACAAUAAGUCGGUGGCGCAGAACAUGGAGGCGGUGGUGGUGGGCUGCAUGUUCAAGUCGCUGAUCACCCGCUGCGCCUCCACCACGCAUGAGCUUCAUAGCCCUGAGAACCUGGGCCUGUACUGCGACAUCCGCCAGCUGGUGCAGUUCAUCAAGGAGGCACACGGGAAUGUUUUCCGUCGGGUGGCUCUGAGCGCGCUCCUGGACAGUGCGGAGAAGGUCACGGCCACCAAGAAACCUGAGGAGAAGGAUGACACCAAACUGCAAGCUCCAAGAAGGUCAGAGGCAGGUAUGUCCGGGGAGAAGGGUCAGGUGUCCAGUGCUGCAGAUGAGUGUCGCAGCUACAUCUCUAGCAGACCCCCCCAGACCCCUGAACACGAGGAGCAGAUCCCGGGAGCUCUGCUGGGCAGGAAGGACUUCUGGAGGAAGAUGUUCAAGUCCCAGAGUGCUGCCAGUGACACCAGCAGCCAGUCUGAACAGGACACCUCAGAGUGCACCACCGCCCACUCUGGGACCACCACGGAUCGGCGUUCCCGGUCCAGAUCCCGUCGUAUUUCACUUCGCAAGAAACUUAAACUGCCCAUAGGCAAUUGGCUGAAACGCUCCUCUCUUUCUGGACUUACUGACGGUGUGGAGGACCUGUUGGACAUCAGCUCAGUGGAUCGACUCUCCUUCAUACGACAGAGUUCGAAGGUGAAGUUCACCAGCGCCGUCAAGCUGUCAGAAGGAGUCGCCGCAGGGCCGGAAUACUGCAGGGAUGAGGAAGAGAAUUUCUUCAAGCGGCUCGGUAAAUGGAGGUCUGGCAGGAGGAAUCCAUCCAAGCUUCACCACACAGAAGAGAAAGAUGGACCCCAUGGUUUCCAGGAGCGCCUGGCCGCCAGCCAAGAAGCAAUGAAAAACAAAAACGUGGUGAACUUGGGUGCGAUCCGACAGGGAAUGAAACGCUUCCAGUUCCUGCUCAACUGCUGUGAACCGGGGACCAUACCCGACGCGUCCAUCCUCGCCGCGGCUCUGGACCUGGAAGCGCCCAUCGUUGCUCGGGCCUCCCUGUUUCUCGAAUGCGCCCGAUUUGUGCAUCGUUGUAACCGUGGCAACUGGCCAGAGUGGAUGAAGGGCCACCAUGUAAACAUCACCAAGAGAGGCUUGUCCCGGGGGCGCUCGCCCAUAGUGGGCAACAAAAGGAACCAGAAACUCCAGUGGAAUGCAGCCAAACACUUCUGCCAGUGGGGAGAUGCAAUCGGUACGCGGCUGAGUGAACUGUGCCACUGUGACAGCGAGAGUCCGGCCAACAUUCUCGGGUACAUCUACGAUGAGGAGACUAAACGAAGAAUGAGAAAGGAGGAUGAAGAGGAGGACUAUUUAGAUGACAACACGGUCAAUCCGACAAAAUGCGGCUGUCCGUUUGCUCUGAAGAUGGCCGCCUGCCAGCUGCUGUUGGAAAUCACCACCUUCCUGAGAGAGACCUUUCCCUGCCUCCCUCGACCACGCACUGAGCCACUUGUGGAUUUAGACAGCUGCCGCCUGCGUCUGGACCCCGAGCUCGGUCGACAUCGAUACGAGAGGAAGAUCAGCUUUGCGGGUAUCCUGGACGAUGAGGAUGGUCAUGACUCGCUGAACAGUAGUAGCCACACUCUGAAGUCGGACACCACGGGUGACGACAAGAAAACCCAGGAGGGCACUGUGCCUGUUCGGAAGAUUCGUAUCGGAGGCUCACGGUUGCUGCAGAUCAAAGGAGCUCGCAGCUUCCGUGUAAAAAAGGGCGGGUCUUUGUCUUCAAUUCGGAGGGCGGGGAGCCUGAAGAGCACCAAGAUGUCCCGACAGGAUUCCGAGUCAGAAAACGAGGAGGGGAUACUUUCGCAAACAAACAGCAGGGAUACUGUCACGGAUAUUGGCAGUCCCGGCAGUACCAGCGAACCCAGUAUAGAACCGGAGGGUCAAAGCGGAAGCGGAGCAGAAGACAACUACCACCGCAAUAUGUCAUGGCUCCACAUCAUGAUCCUGCUGUGCAACCAGCAGAGCUUCAUCUGCACCCACGUCGACUUCUGCCACCCACGCUGCUACCAGCACCACAGCCGCUCCUGCGCCCGCCUGGUCCGCGCCAUUAAGCUUGUGUACGGCGAGACGGUGGACAGCCUGAGAGAGGACAGUGCCACCGCUGCCGGCAUCAUCGGCACCCGUGCACAGAAAAACAAAGAGUGUUCUGACAAGUCGUGCCUGAGGACACCAUCCAUGAAGAGGAGACCCACCGACGGCGCCAUUGAAGGGAAGAAGGACACGGGAAUGUUAAAGUACAUCAGAAACCAGGUGAUGAGCUUGUCGCCCGCCCCGCUCUCUCUUCUCAUCAAAGCCGCCCCCAUCUUGACCGAUGACAUGUACGGCGACAUCCAGCCUGCAGCCUGGGAGCUCCUUCUCAGCGUGGACGAACACAUGGCGGCUGCUGCUGCGGCGAUGUUCCUGCUGUGUGCGGUAAAGGUCCCAGACGCAGUGACCGAAAUGAUGAUGGCAGAGUUCCAGCACCAAGAGGCCUGCCAGCGCAUCAACUCCGUCCUCAAGUUCUAUACGCUGUGGCGAUUCCGCUACCAGGUGUGGCCUCGCAUGGAGGAAGGAGCCCAGCAGAUCUUCAAAAUUCCCCCGCCCAGCAUAAACUUCACCCUGCCAUCUCCCAUACUGGGCAUGCCCUGCGUCCCUAUUUUUGACCCCCCAUGGGUUCCCCAGAACACCGGCAGCGUCCAAGACCCAAUCAAUGAAGACCAGUCUAAAUCCUUCUCGGCCCGGGCUGUAUCGCGUUCUCACCAGCGAGCUGAGCACAUCUUGAAGAACCUGCAGCAGGAGGAGGAAAAGCGGCGUCUGGGCCGUGAGGCCAGCAUCAUCACAGCCAUCCCUGUGGCCCAAGAGGCGUGCUAUGAGCCCACUUGCAGCCCCCCACCCGAGCAAGAGGAGGAAGCAGAAGAAGUGGUGAACCUGGCAUCCCGCCGUCUGUCUGUCAGUCCAUCCUGUGCCUCCAGUAACUCCCACAGGAACUACUCCUUCCGCCGAGGCUCCAUGUGGUCCGUACGCUCAUUGGCUAGUGCUGAAGAUGAAGAGAACACAACAGAACACACACCCACGCACCACAUGCUGCAACCGCCGCAAGCGGUCUUCCCGGCAUGCAUCUGUGCCGCCGUGCUCCCCAUCGUGCAUCUCAUGGAGGAUGGGGAGGUUCGAGAGGACGGCGUAGCAGUGAGCGCUGUUGCCCAGCAAAUCUUGUGGAACUGCCUCAUCGAGGAUCCCGCCCUCGUCCUCCGCCACUUCCUGGAGAAACUCACUGUGAGCAACCGGCAGGAUGAGUUGAUGUACAUGCUGAGGAAGCUGCUGCUUAACAUCGGAGACCUUCCUGCGCAGACCUCCCACAUCCUCUUCAACUACCUGGUGGGCCUGAUUAUGUAUUUUGUGCGGACACCCUGCGAGUGGGGGAUGGAUGCCAUCUCAGCCACGCUUACCUUCCUGUGGGAGGUGGUGGGCUACGUGGAGGGGCUCUUCUUCAAAGACCUGAAGCAGACCAUGAAGAAAGAGCAGUGCGAGGUCAAGCUGCUGGUCACGGCGUCCAUGCCAGGAACCAAGACCCUGGUGGUGCACGGCCAGAACGAAUGCGACAUCCCAACACAGCUGCCCGUCCAUGAAGACACUCAGUUUGAAGCCCUGCUGAAGGAAUGCCUGGAAUUCUUCAACAUUCCCGAGGCUAGAUCAGCACAUUAUUUCCUAAUGGACAAACGCUGGAACCUCAUACAUUAUUCCAAGACAUAUGUAAGGGACAUCUACCCCUUCAGGAGGUCAGUCUCUCCCCAGCUCAACCUUGUCCACAUGCUGCCAGAUAAAGGACAGGAGCUGAUCCAGAAGCAGGUGUUCUCCCGCAAACUGGAGGAGGUUGGCCGUGUGCUCUUCCUCAUCUCCCUCACGCAGCACAUGCCCGCCGUGCACAAGCAGUCCCACGUCUCACUGCUCCAGGAAGACCUGCUGCGUCUGCCAUCCUUCCCAAGGACCGCCAUCGAUGCCGAGUUCUCCCUGUUUAACGAGCCACAGGGAAAGGAGCUGUUUGGGUUAGACACCCUCCACAAGGUACUCUGGAUCAAGCUCCUUGAGGAGAUGUUCCUGGGCAUGCCCAGCGAGUACCCGUGGGGUGACGAGAUGAUGCUGUUCCUUAACGUCUUCAACGGGGCGCUGCUGCUGCACCCAGAGGACAGCGCCCUCCUCAGGCAGCACACUGCAACUGCCAUCAACACAGCUGUGCACUUCAACCAUCUUUUCUCACUGAGCGGCUAUCAGUGGAUCCUGCCGACCAUGCUGCAGGUUUAUGCCGACUACGAGGGGAACCCUUUACUGAGGCAAGGCAUCGAGUUCUGCUGUCGACAGUUCUACAUCCUCCACCGCAAGCCCUUCAUCCUGCAGCUGUUUGCUAGCGUGGCGCCACUGCUAGAAUUUACUACCAGCACCAGUAGCGGCCUUUCAAAGGGAGUGUCAGCCCAAUGUCUGUUCGACCUGCUGGUGUCUCUGGAGGGUGAGACGCAGGAUGCCCUGGACGCGCUCGAGCUGGUCAAGGCAGAGAAACCACUGCGUUCUUUGGAUUUCUGUUAUGGUAAUGAGGACUUGGCCUUUUCUAUCAGUGAAGCCAUAAAACUAUGCGUCACCGUGGUGGCCUAUGCACCUGAGUCCUUCAGAAGCCUCCAGAUGCUGAUGGUGCUGGAGGCCCUGGUGCCGUGUUACCUCCAAAAGCUAAAGAGCAACACGGUGACAAUGGAGUCAGCAUCAGCCGCCAGAGACGAGAUCGCAGCCAUUGCGGCGCUGGCCACAUCCCUGCAGGCCUUGCUCUACAGCUCAGAAACCCUGACAAGACCCAUGACGGCACCGCAGAUGUCUCGCUGUGAUCAGGGCCAUAAAGGAGGCACCACUGCCAACCACGCUAUGUCAGGAGGGGUCAACACAAGGGACAACCUCCACAUGCUGGAGGAGGGCCAGGGCAUGCCGAGGGAGGAGCUGGACGAACGCAUGGCCAGAGAGGAGUUCCGCCGGCCGAGAGAGUCCCUGUUGAACAUCUGCACCGAAUUUUACAAACACUGUGGGCCGCGUCUCAAGAUCUUGCAGAACGUAGCUGGUGAGCCACGGGUGACGGCGCUGGAGCUGCUUGACAUCAAGUCUCACAUGAGACUGGCAGAGAUCGCCCACGCGUUACUCAAGCUGGCACCCUACGACACCCUGACCAUGGAGAGCCGAGGCCUGCGGCGCUACAUCAUGGAGAUGCUGCCCAUCACCGACUGGUCCUCUGAGGCCGUACGCCCCGCCCUCAUCCUCAUUCUAAAGAGGCUUGACCGCAUGUUCAACAAGAUCCACAAGAUGCCCACGCUCAGGUGCGCUCGCCCACAGGCACUAUGCACCAGGAGACAGGUGGAGUGGGAGGCGGCCAGCAGCCUGAUUGAGGGCAUCUGUCUGACUCUGCAGCGACAGCCAAUCAUCUCCUUUCUGCCUCACCUUCGCUCGCUCAUCAACGUCUGCGUCAACCUGGUGAUGGGCGUGGUCGGCCCAUCUAGUGUUGCAGACGGCUUACCUCUACUCCACCUCAGCCCUUACCUCUCCCCGCCACUCCCCUUCAGUACAGCCGUGGUUCGGUUGGUCGCCUUACAAAUCCAGGCCUUGAAGGAGGACUUCCCUCUCAGCCACGUGAUCUCACCGUUCACCAAUCAGGAGAGGAGAGAAGGGAUGCUGCUGAACUUGCUCAUUCCGUUUGUCCUUACUGUUGGGUCUGGAAGCAAAGACAGUCCUCAUCUUGAGCAGCCAGAGAUCUUCUUGCUGAUGCAGACGGUCAUCAACAUCCUCCUUCCGCCACGCAUCAUCUCCACCUCCCGCACCAAGAACUUCAUGCUGGAUGCGUCACCAGCUCACUGCUCCACCCCCGGCGACACCGGGAAGGAUCUGCGCAGAGAAGGGCUGGCUGAGUCCACCAGCCAGGCGGCAUAUCUGGCUCUAAAGGUGGUGCUGGUGUGCUUCGAGCGCUCCCUGGGGAACCAGUGGUAUCGUCUGAGUCUGCAGGUGAAGGAGAUGGCUCUCAGGAAGGUGGGGGGCCUGGCUUUCUGGGACUUCAUUGACUUCAUUGUCCGCACUCGAAUCCCCAUCUUUGUCUUGCUGAGGCCCUUCAUUCAGUGCAAGUUAUUGACACAGCCCGCCGACUCCCAGGAGGAGAUCACAGCACGCCACCACAUCGCCGACCAGCUGGAGCGACGCUUCAUCCCUCGACCUCUCAGCAAGAGCUCUUUGUUUGCUGAAUUCAACAAUGAACUGAAGAUCCUCAAAGAAGCGGUCCACAGCGGCUCUGCUUACCAGGGCAAGACAUCCAUCAGCACAGUGGGCACCUCCACGUCAGCCUACCGCCUGAGUUUGGCCACGAUGUCGCGCUCCAACACAGGCACCGGCACAGUUUGGGAGCAGGACAGCCAGCCGUCCCGCCAGCCUUCCCAGGACACACUCAGCCGCACUGAUGAGGACGACGAAGAGAACGACUCCAUUAGUAUUCCCAGUGUGGUGAGCGAGCAUGAGGCGUUCCUUCCCAGGGUGAUAACAGAGCGCCGCUUCUCCAGCCAUGCCACAGGCUCAGCCGUUUUGCCGCCGGAGGCCCCCCGUAGCGCCAUGCUGCCCAGCCACAGUGAACCCAAUGUGCUAGAUGAGUCCCAGGGUCUUCUGCAGGAGAGUAACCUGUCUAGGGUCGCCAGCGUGCAGAGUGAACCCGGGCAGCAGAACCUACUCAUCCAACCUCCUCUGGGGAGGAAGCGAGGCAUCAGGCAGCUGCGGCGCCCCCUCUUGUCCAUUCCAAAGAAUGAACCUCGUGGUCGUUCAGGAGUGCGCCUCUCCACCACCCGCAGGAGCAUCCAGCCCAAGAACAAACCUCUGGAAACUUUGUUGGACUGUGAAGCACAAGGGGACCAAAAGAGGUCGGUGACCUUUACAGAGACACAAGGGCAGCAAGGCAAACCUUUGACCCCCAGCAGUGCAGACGCUCCAGCUGAAAGUACGUCCAAGUUCCCCACACUGGAGGUGCCCUCCGUCUCGUCAGCCACCGUCACCGCCGACCUGCACAGCCCAGCAAAAACCCAGGUCCCUCCCGCCAUGAGCAUCAAGGAGAAACGAGAGCAGUGGGGCCUCCGCAGCAGCCUCUCCCCUCCCCCGUCUUUGUCCCGCACCUCCACCCCCACGCCGCCGUCCCGCGCCUGCUCCCCCAACCCCCUCUCACGGACCAACUCCCCUUUAUCCCGCACUUCUUCGCCCCUUCCUCCGCCUCUUCCCGUGCUGGGCACGGUGCCGGCACCGGGCCCGCCACUGCCACCUCCGCUCCCCCUGCCGUCAGCCCCUCUCCUUCCUCCGCCACCGCCGUCCAGGACCAGAGAGAGCCCCGGGGACGCGGACACCACCGCGCUGCUGCCACGCGGCGAUACCUUGCUGCAGCUGAGCGAGGACGACGGCACAGAGAACCCCCUCCUCACCCCGCUCCUGUCCGCCCCCUCGCCGCAGCGCUCACCUCGCCGCCUCCCGCUAGCCCUCUCCCCCGUUGACUUAGACUUGGAUGAGUCCCACGUGUAAACUCAGAGUGAAGAAGUGAAUGUAUAUUUUAGCAGAGAUGAUUCUAUGAAAUACAUGAUAGAAUAUAAUGAAGACAACAUAUUUAUGAGAGUAAAUAGAGGCUGUAAUAUGCAACACUUCAGUUCCCAUUUUACGUAGCGCAUCGUGUUCGUCUGGCAGUGUUUAUCUGUGUCGGUUGCAAUGCAGUAGAUUCAGUACCUCGUUGCUCCUUCCAUGCCUUACAGAAACAUUCUAUUCUACUGAAGCCCACGUUUAGAUCUUUCUAUGUGAUCUCUGAACCAGGACAGGAUUAGGAUGUGCCAUACAACUCAGCCAACACACUGUGAGUCUUUGUCGUCUUUGGAGUCCUUUGUGUAACGUCAAAUGUUUAGCGCAACGAGUGUUCACGCAUUUCUGUUCCGCUUGUUUUUAACGGCCAAGCAGUAUUUGUGUCACAGACUUGUACGUUAAAUGUUACCAUGCUUGUACUUACACACAUAAAAUAAUGACAUGCCCAUCA
Doryrhamphus excisus (bluestripe pipefish) is the source of this 11132-nucleotide messenger RNA. It is a transcript of the gene unc80, whose product is annotated as unc-80 homolog (C. elegans). Gene Ontology annotation, cellular component: cation channel complex; axon. Lineage: Eukaryota; Metazoa; Chordata; Actinopteri; Syngnathiformes; Syngnathidae. The record is from RefSeq and is a predicted model, not a curated record. Gene Ontology annotation, biological process: monoatomic cation homeostasis. Gene Ontology annotation, molecular function: monoatomic cation channel activity.